AUGGUUCGGUGGAGGUAUUGCAUUGCGCUGGCAAUGCUGCUCCUUCUACCAGUGAAAUCUGAAGAAUUCGAUGAAGACAGUAGAAAUGAAGAAGGUGAUGAGGAAGAUGAUGAUGAGGAAGACGAUGAAGAGGAUGAUACUGCACCUGCAGCAGAUAAAGGAGAGAGGGUGACAGUGGUACGGCGACCGCCACCUAUAGUACCAACACCUAAAGCACUGACUGUCACUAGAACUAUAAAAAAACGGCCUCUCGAAUGCUAUGUGUGCGCUUACAAAGCCGAGACGCCUCUAAGAGCGUGCUUGGACCCAACUAAAUACAGGCCUAAGCUCACUCCUGUUGUCUUCAGUAAGAGACAUCCGAACUUUAACCGCUUCGGAGAAAGAGUGCACACGAUCACAUGUCAUAGUGUGGACGACAAAUGUUUUACUUCUGUAAUAUCGAAGGGCAACUCGUACGAGGCCGUGGUACGAGGAUGCCGCUCUGGCUGUGUUGGCUCACCGGAGACCACUUGCUGCGAGUUGAACCGAUGUAACAACCAGGCAUUUGCGAUGCCCGUGAUAGCGCCCCACACGCUGACCGCCUCCGCUGGCAAGACAGGCAAGUCGAUACCGCCAACAAUACUGUUCUUUGUCACCGUGUUGUUAGUGCUGCAGACAGUAGUCAAGGUGUCCUUUGUGUAA
Molecule: messenger RNA, 681 nt
Organism: Spodoptera exigua (beet armyworm)
Lineage: Eukaryota; Metazoa; Arthropoda; Insecta; Lepidoptera; Noctuidae
Source: the annotation of a GenBank genome assembly